AUGAAUAGAGAACCAGCAAACAAGUCCAUGGGAUUUUUCGGCAUGUAUAAGGAAGCCUUCAAGAUUACAUUUUCAAGGAAAAAAAUAUUUUCACAAAUAACUCUAGCUAUACUCCUUCCACUAACCAUUAUUCUCUUAUCUCAAAUCCAAGUAUCAUACUUCAUCCGAAACCGGAACAAUGCAAAAUCCAGAGGCAUCGCUAGCGCUAUCACUGAAAUCAUCUACGCAAUCUUAAACCUCAUUUUCACUCUCUUGUCAACUUCUAGUGUGGUGUAUCUUGUUGCUUGUAUCUACUCAUCCAGAGAUAUAACAUUCAAGGGAGUAAUCGGGAUAUUCCCAAAGGUACGGGGCAAACUUAUCGUAACAUUUUUGUGGUGUCUUCUCAUCGUGAUUAUAUACACCGGCGUUGCUGUUGGAUUGUUCCUUUGGUUUUUCGUCAGCGUCAAUGAUGAAGGUCAAGGGAAGGAUAAAGUUCUGAUAUUUGGUCUUUGUCUAUUCAUCCCUUUCUUAAUUGGAUUAAUUUACAUGGAGAAUGUUUGGAGUGUUGCAAUUGUAAUGUCGGUAUUGGAAAACGAUUGCGGUAGAAAAGCACUGGGAAAGAGUAUGAAACUGGUUAGAGGUAAAAUCUUUGCCUCUUCUGUUGCUUUUCUAGUUCUUCAUAUCGCUUCUGCUGGUGUAAUAUUCGCAUUCUCAUUACUGGUGGUAUACGGAUUUAUGUCGAGUUUAGUGGGUAAGAUAUUCGUGGGAAUAGCUUGUUAUUUGGUAUUGUUGGUUUUGAUUCAUUUUACUCUUGUAAUACAAACGAUUGUCUACUUUGUUUGUAAAUCUUAUCACAAUGAGGAUGUUUCGAACAUUGCAAAGCACCUAGACGUCGGUUAUGCGAAUUUGGGGAGCCAAAGAGAUGACAUUCAAAUGCAAAGAGCUUCAGUUUGA
Papaver somniferum (opium poppy) is the source of this 933-nucleotide messenger RNA. RefSeq lists its product as uncharacterized. The record is from RefSeq and is a predicted model, not a curated record. NCBI's taxonomy places the organism in Eukaryota, Viridiplantae, Streptophyta, Magnoliopsida, Ranunculales, Papaveraceae. The coding region runs from base 1 to 933 and encodes 310 amino acids. The transcript has a single exon.